UCUGCCGUUGAGAGUUUGUGUAAAUCUUGUUUGUUGACAUUCAAGCGCGAAUCUGUCAGUAAGAAAACAGCGCGGCACUAAACAAGAUUGAAAACGCGCUUAAAAAAUUUCAAGAAAUCGUCAAACAAAGCUAAAUGAAAUAAUUAAAAAUAAAUAAAAUACAAAAUAAACUGAAUUUAUUUCAUUCAAAAAGCCAAUGAAAUAAAUAUUAUUGCAAAACUAAGUGCGAUUUUAUAGUCUAAUUGUCGGGCCGAAUGUAAAGGUCGUUCGAUUGUGAUAACACAUGCUCUACAGAUACAUUUGUGUAUAGUGAAUCAAACGCUCGUAAUUGGGUUUAUUUUAAAUUACUUUUCUAUGCAUCUCAAGUGCGUGUUCGAAUAUUUGAUUAAUAAAAAUAUAUAAUUUAUUGUCAUACGAAAUACCGAGCCCGUUUGCUUAAUUAUAGCCUGAGAAAAACCCAGAAUGUUGCUAGUCAGAAAUAUUUUUGUAUUAAUCUUUGUUUGCUUAAUGCAGCAGAUCUCAGCACAGUAUCGUUGCAGCAGUCCGAAUCGCGUUGCUGGCUAUUGUGUUUCCGUUUAUGAGUGCCCCAGUUUAUUGGAAGUACUGAAACGCAAUCAGCUCACACCAUCACAACUUCAAUUUUUGCAAGAAUCACAAUGUCAAAACGGUUAUGGUCGUCCACCGUUCGUAUGCUGUACACCCGAUAUCGACUUUAAUCGUCCUGUCACGACAACAACAACAACACCAAUUUCAGUCACUACCACAACGCAGCGCACUGUUAUAACACGUGGUAAUGGCAGAGGCAACAUACUGCCAGUACCGAAUGAAUGUGGUCCAAACACGUUAGCAAAAAAAAUUUAUAAUGGCAUCGAAACCGCUUUGGAUGAAUAUCCCUGGAUGGUUUUAUUGGAGUAUAGAGAGAAAAACGGUAAUCGCAUACUAAACUGUGGUGGCAGUUUGAUAAAUCAACGCUAUGUGAUAACUGCUGCGCAUUGUGUCAAAGGUCAAAUCGAGCAGCAAGUCGGGCAAUUAGUGACAGUACGUUUGGGUGAAUACGACAUUACACAGGAAAUCGAUUGUAUUGAGGACGACUGCAACAACAAAGUCUUGGAAUUGGGCAUUGAGGAGGUAACACCACAUCCGCAAUUCGAUCCAAAUAGCGAGCAUCGUUACAAUGACAUAGCGCUGAUACGCCUGAAUGCGGAUGUCACGUACACGGAUUUCAUUAAGCCGGUAUGCCUGCCCUUAACAGAAAGUCGUUUGCCCAUCAAUGUAGACGAACUCUUAGUAGUUGCUGGCUGGGGGCGAACACUUUUGGCACGUCAGAGCAAUGUUAAAAUGCAACUACUUAUACCAGUUAAUGACCAUGAUUCAUGCGUACGCAAAUUCUCCUCGCGUCGCAUUAACAUAAUUGAGACACAGUUGUGCGCGGGUGGAGAAUUUGCAAAGGACAGUUGUGAUGGUGAUUCGGGUGGACCUUUAAUGCGGCGUGGCUUCAAGAAGCGCUGGUAUUUGGAAGGUAUUGUAUCCUUUGGCAACCGCUGUGGUCUUGAGGGUUGGCCUGGUGUUUACACACGCGUAGCUGAUUACAUUGAUUGGAUACAAAGUAAUUUGAAGCCGUAAAAUCAAAGAAAAUUAAUUUAAUUUAUAGCCAUUAAUAGAAAUUUAAUAAGCCCAAUAUUUUUAAAUCAAUUAUA
Teleopsis dalmanni is the source of this 1697-nucleotide messenger RNA. RefSeq names its product serine protease 7 (gene Sp7). Bases 463 to 1623 code for a protein of 386 amino acids. Gene Ontology annotation, molecular function: serine-type endopeptidase activity. NCBI's taxonomy places the organism in Eukaryota, Metazoa, Arthropoda, Insecta, Diptera, Diopsidae. The transcript is spliced from 5 exons. The record is from RefSeq and is a predicted model, not a curated record. Gene Ontology annotation, biological process: proteolysis.